This is a messenger RNA of Monascus purpureus, 1730 nucleotides long. Lineage: Eukaryota; Fungi; Ascomycota; Eurotiomycetes; Eurotiales; Aspergillaceae. The record is from the annotation of a GenBank genome assembly.
AUUGCAUAUAUUUGUAUCCACUGGAUGCAGUUCGCAAUGAAAACACAGCUUUUUAAACCUUUGUCAACCGUGUAUUCAUUCCCUGCUUGCCAUCUUAUGCUUCAUACAUAUGCAGGCAUAUUCACUAUAUCAAUCAAACUUCGAAUAUGAGCGACCGUGCUUGACUUAUGAUUGUUACUGUCUACACGCGCCUCUUCCUCCCACUCUUGAAUCAAUCACGCCUUUAUCAUCUAGAAAUUAAUGACUAGAAACCAUGGAUCGACAUGUCUUCAAUGUUCAGCCUGCUAGCAUGUUUGUGGGCUCCAAAAUUGCCACUAUUCGACGCCCGAAGGAGAUUGCCUGUUUUUCAUAUGAUGAUGAACACCGCUUCUCUCGUGGUACAUCAUCCUUGCGUUAUUACUACCCACCACGGCUCCCAGCGGAUUUAAAUCAUGGGUUUGAUGUCUUCCAAAAGUUGGAUGAUUCGGCAGAUGAGCAUUUAGAUGCCUUACUGGAUACUAUUAUUGCCCUGGAGAAAGAGACAGAGACGAAAUGCGAGGCGGAUAUCAUUACAUGGAGAGGCAUGAUGACCAAGAUUCUGACUGUCCCAUUUGAUCAUAUGAAUGGUUUCGAGAUGAACGCGACAUGCUUCCAAGGCACUAUUUUUAUCGAGGAGAAUAACGCAUACAAGAAUGAGCAAAAGCGUAUCCAACGGAAUCAACAGAUGCCAGUUGGAAUGGCUUCGCAAGAUCUAAUGGCAUACUGGGGCUAUAAAUUCGAAACCUUGUCUGUUCUCCGAGAUACUUGGGACGCAACGUCUCGCGAAGAAAUCGAAACUCGUGAUCAACAAGUAGUCAACAACAACGCUCAGUAUUGCUCUGUCGUCCGGACUGGAAUAGGUGGCGUGCGGAUAAUCCUCGGUGGCGAGGUUGACGCUGUUUGGGACUGUAAGCCUGACAGGAAAGAGGAUCCUAUCAAUUGGGUGGAAUUGAAAACGACCGCAGAGAUACGGAAUGACCGUGACAUGCUCAAGUACGAACGCAAACUUCUCAAAUUCUGGGCGCAGUCAUUCCUCCUCGGUGUCCCCAAGAUCAUUGUCGGAUUUCGUGACCAACAAGGUAUUCUCCGCCGUCUUGAAGAGCUUGAAACUUCAAGUAUACCGGUUAAGGUUAAGAAGCACGGAAAAGGCGUUUGGGAUGGGAACAUCUGUAUCAACUUCGCAGCAGAGUUUCUUGGAUGGCUAAAGAGUAUCAUCCGUGGGAACGGCACGUGGAGGAUUCGCAAGCGAGAGAAAUCUUCAGUCGUUGAAGUCUUUAAGAUCGAGGAAAGUGGAUAUGGGGACAUAAUCUCUCCAGCCUUUUCAGCUUGGCGAUCUAAGACUGGCAUGCUCAAAUGAUUGAAUUUUUAUUUUUAUUUUUUUCAUUCGUCUUCUUAGCAUCCGGAUGUCACCAGCCAAUUGGAGAUAUCCUGCGUGGACAUAUCGAAUAAUAUAAGGGGUGCAAUGACCUCCUGCUUUGGGACAUCAUGCUAGAGCAGACUGGAUAUCUUUGCACUCUUACUACAGCGCUAUACUUCUGCAUGUUGGAGGUGAUGAAACUACCAACGUGCUAAUAUAACUGGGUUGGGUUCUCCAGGCACCGAAGCAGAACAUUUCAUCUGCAACCCUGGUAUCAUUCCUAGUGGUUUCCACCUUAUACAUCUUCGGUGGAUGGACGCUUCCCUGGAAAGCCUAACUAAACGUAUCUUCCUGA